AUGGAGGACACUGAGGCUCAACUGAAGGGUGGGGCUAAGAGGGUUACCAUCUCUGUCUCUUCUGCUGAUGCCCGCCUAUUUGUGAUGGGCAUGAACCAUAAGAAGUAUGACAACUCUCUCAAGAUCAUCAGCAAUGCCUCCUGCACCACCAACUGCUUGGCGCCUCUGACCAAGGUCAUCCAUGACAACUCUGGCAUCAUAAAGGAACCCAUGACCCCAGUCCGAGCCAUCAAUGUCACCCAUAAGACUGUGGAUGGUCCCUCCAGGAAGCUGUGGUAUGACGUCCAAGGGGUUGCCCAGAACAUCAUUCCUGCUUCUAAUGGUGCUGCCAAGGCUGGAGUGAAGGUCAUCUCUGAACUGAAUGGGAAGCUCACUGGCAUGGCCCUCCAUGUCCCACCCUCAUCAUAUGGUGAAGCAAGGAUUGGAGGACCCCCUCAAGGGAUCCUGAGCUACACGGAGGACCAGGCCUCCUAUAACUUUAACAGUGACACCCACGCUUCCACUGACAUUACUUUCAGUGACUACUUUGUCAAGCUCAUUUCCCAGUAUGAUAAUGAAUUUGACUACAGCAACCAGGUGCUGGAUCUUGAACCACCAGCCCCAGUGAGAGCAAGAAGAAGAGAGAAGCCCUCCACUGCUGGGGAGUUCUUGCCCCAAUUUAUCCCCUAA
Molecule: messenger RNA, 669 nt
Organism: Nyctereutes procyonoides (raccoon dog)
Lineage: Eukaryota; Metazoa; Chordata; Mammalia; Carnivora; Canidae
Product: glyceraldehyde-3-phosphate dehydrogenase-like
Exons: 2
Coding region: 1-669 (222 amino acids)
Molecular function (GO): oxidoreductase activity, acting on the aldehyde or oxo group of donors, NAD or NADP as acceptor
Source: RefSeq, a predicted model, not a curated record